UGGCGUGUACUUCCGAUUGCGUUGAUUAUUAGUGAAAUGUCAAGUGAAAUACCGGCGAUGGGCAAAAUGCGGUUUUGUGCUGUAUUUCUCUUUUUAAUUCUUACGAUAUGUGGAUCUACAAAUAUAGACACUAUAUCUAGUGAUAUAAAAAUAAAAAAUGUAGACAGAAUAAUCGAUUGCUCAUCCCAGCUCGUAAAAUCAACUUCAAAAUUAACCCUGGAAAAUGCAGGCAAAGUUCCGAUUAAGAAUUUCUUAUUAGCUGUAGAAAGUGCAGCAAAAGAUAAUUUAGCGUUCCUUGGAGCAAAAGACAGUAAUAACAAGGAACUCCGUUUAAUAGAGACAACAGUAAAAGGCUUCGACUAUAUCAAGUUUUAUCGUGUAGAACUUAAAGACGCGAUAAAUGCAGGUUCCUCAGCAGUUAUUACCACAGAAUCGGUGUUUACUAAAUCUUUAAUCCCAUAUCCUACUGCUAUAACUCAACAGGAAGAUCAACUAGUUAAAUAUAAUGGUAACUUAUACUAUUUCUCACCAUACUAUGUUACAUCGCAAAAAACCAAUGUUAUCUUGAAUACAAAGAGUGUUGAAUCAUUCACAAAAGUGAAGCCUUUCAGCCAGCUAGACGGUACACUUAUAUUUGGUGCUUAUCCCAAUAUUGGUCCAUUCACAGAAAAAGAAUUGAAUGUACACUUUAAAAAUAACUCUCCAUUCCUUACUGUCAGUCGUAUUGAGCGUCUGAUUGAAGUGUCGCAUUGGGGCAACAUAGCUGUAGAAGAGAAAGUUGAAAUUGAACACACUGGUGCUAAGCUGAAGGGUCCAUUUUCUCGCUAUGAUUACCAACAAGACCAUCACAGUGGCCCUGCAAGUGUGCGCGCAUACAAGACCUUAUUACCAGCAUCAGCGGCUGAUGUUUACUAUCGUGAUACCAAUGGAAACAUUUCUACUUCCAACAUGAGAGUCAAGAAAGACUCAGUCGAAUUGGACUUGAGGCCUCGCUACCCUCUCUUUGGAGGCUGGAAGACACAUUACACUCUAGGUUACAAUGUCCCAAGUUACGAAUAUCUAUACCACUCUGGAAAUGAGUAUCUUCUUAAGAUGAGAGUGAUUGAUCACAUUUUCGAUGAUAUGCAAGUUGAUGAACUGGUAACUAAAGUCAUCCUGCCUGAAUUAGCUCACAACAUCAAAGUGAACUUCCCAUACGCACUUACUCGUUUGGCUGACUCUGUACAUUACACAUAUUUGGAUACUCAUGGGCGCCCAGUAAUAUCUUUCACUAAGAAAAAUGUAGUUGAGAACCAUAUUCAAGAUUUCCAACUCCGUUACACGUUCCCAACUAUAUUUAUGUUCAGGGAACCUCUAUUAGUAGUCGCAUCUCUAUACAGCUUAUUCCUCUGUGUUAUUAUUUAUGUAAGAUUAGACUUUUCAAUCCACAAACCAGAACAUCCUCACAAGGAGUAAAGAUAGUAAUUUUAUUUGGAAUUGGUCAUAUUCUUGUGUCUGAGAAUGAACUAUUGUGAGCAUAAGUAGACAUGAGAUUAGUAGAGUUUUAUUUAUUCAACUAGCAUUUACUGUGUUUGGUGCAGAUGGAAUGUUAUCAAUUCCAAUUUAUUAUAACAUAAAUUGAAAUAAUGUUAAAUACAAUUUUAUUACAUACAAUAAAGAGAAAAAAAUUAA
Molecule: messenger RNA, 1671 nt
Organism: Colias croceus (clouded yellow)
Lineage: Eukaryota; Metazoa; Arthropoda; Insecta; Lepidoptera; Pieridae
Product: dolichyl-diphosphooligosaccharide--protein glycosyltransferase subunit 1
Exons: 1
Coding region: 37-1455 (472 amino acids)
Cellular component (GO): oligosaccharyltransferase complex; membrane
Source: RefSeq, a predicted model, not a curated record